Molecule: messenger RNA, 1233 nt
Organism: Trachemys scripta elegans
Lineage: Eukaryota; Metazoa; Chordata; Testudines; Emydidae
Product: melanin-concentrating hormone receptor 1-like
Exons: 1
Coding region: 1-1113 (370 amino acids)
Biological process (GO): neuropeptide signaling pathway
Cellular component (GO): membrane; neuron projection
Molecular function (GO): neuropeptide binding; melanin-concentrating hormone receptor activity
Source: RefSeq, a predicted model, not a curated record
AUGGCUCACAACCCUUCCGUCUUCUACCUGGGAGGCGUGUGGCCAAAUGAUAUGUUGUGCUUUUUCUCGGCAGGCACCAGGGAAAUGGAAGACCACAGUAGCAUCGUCCUCCCUGUCAUUUUUGGCAUAAUUUGCCUGGUGGGCACUGUAGGGAACAGCAUUGUGAUCUACACCAUCACCAAAAGACCCAAGAGAAACCACAACACUGCAGAUGUCUUCAUCGUGAGCCUCUCCAUCACAGACCUCCUGUUCCUGCUGGGCAUGCCCUUGCUUAUCCACCAGCUCCUAGGGAAUGGGGUCUGGCUUUUCGGGGCUACCAUGUGCACCAUCAUCACUGCUCUAGAUGCCAACAGCCAGUUCGCCAGCACGUACAUCCUCACGGCAAUGGCCAUCGACCGCUACCUGGCCACAGUACACCCCAUCCGCUCUGCCUACAUGCGCACCCCCGGCACAGCCGCCCUGGUGAUCUUGCUGCUCUACUUGCUGUCGCUCCUAACCAUUGUGCCGGUGUUCAUGUACACCCAGUCCAUUGUUCUGCCUGGCAGCAAAGCUGGGUGUGGCAUCAUCCUACCCAACCUCUCAGUUGAUAUCUAUUGGUACACGCUGUACCAGUUCUUCCUGGCUUUUGUCAUCCCGCUUUCAGUCAUCUGCAUUGUGUACCUCAAGAUACAGAAGCACAUUUCAUGCAAGGUGCUGCCGCUGCCCCAGAGAAACUUCCGAGCCAGGACUAAGAAGAUCAUGCGGAUGGCAAUAACCAUCUGCUCUGCCUUUUUUAUCUGCUGGGCGCCCUAUUACAUCCUGCAGUUGGUCCAUCUCAAAGUCACCCAGCCCUCCAUUAUGUUCCUCUAUGCCUAUAAUGUAGCUAUCAGCUUGGGUUACGCAAGCAGCUGCAUCAACCCAUUCAUAUACAUUGUAUUGAGUGACACUUUCCAAAGGAACCUGGUGAAGGCAAUCUGCCCAGGCCAGCAGGCCAGAAGAGGUGACAGACAUGCCCCUGGGAAAGUCAGUCCCUCUGUGAAAAUAAGUCCUGGGCCAAAUCAGGAGACCGAUCUUAGCAUGACAUACGCUCAUAAUAUAGACAAUUGUAUCGCUCUCUCGGUCAUGGUUCCUUAGAGGUAACCUGCAUGAUUUAGCUGAGUGAUGGCUAGGUGGUACAAAUAGGUGUAAAAACUUUUUGAGGUUGUAGACAAAAAGAAGGGGUUAGCCUUGUCUUAAGGCACACAUCCAGGAGUA